Molecule: messenger RNA, 1397 nt
Organism: Centropristis striata (black sea bass)
Lineage: Eukaryota; Metazoa; Chordata; Actinopteri; Perciformes; Serranidae
Product: coagulation factor VII-like
Exons: 8
Coding region: 52-1395 (447 amino acids)
Biological process (GO): blood coagulation; proteolysis
Cellular component (GO): extracellular region
Molecular function (GO): serine-type endopeptidase activity; calcium ion binding
Source: RefSeq, a predicted model, not a curated record
CUUUGCGUCCACAAAAAAGCAGCACAGCACCAGACUUGAUGAAAUCCAACUAUGUGGCUGAGUGUCUUCUUCACCUUCGUCUUCAGCUUCUCUGGCUGUCAGCUGGCGUCAGUCUUUCUGGAUCCAGAUCGAGCCCAUGGCGUCCUGAUCCGGACUCGGAGGUAUAACUCGGGCUGGCUGGAGGAGCUGCAGAUGGGAGAUCUUAAGAGGGAGUGUCUGGAGGAGAAAUGCUCCUAUGAGGAGGCGCGGGAGGUGUUCGAACACACGGAGGCUACGGAUGAAUUCUGGAAAACAUACAACCUCCCAGACAGCUGCAAGUCGAACCCCUGUCUGAAUGGAGGUAGCUGCUCGGCCCAGGGUUCAUCUUACUCCUGCUUCUGCCUGCCGCAGUUCAGCGGACUCAACUGUGAGCUUGAGCACAUGGCUGUACCAGACACCUGCCUGCUGGAGAACGGAGGCUGUGACCAUUUCUGCGACGAAGGCGAGGGAGGACAUAAACUGAACUGUUCAUGUGCAGAUGGUUAUUUCCUGGAUGUUGACGAGCGGAGCUGCAAAGCAAAAGAUUCGAUAGCGUGCGGCAUGGUCCCCGUCCUGCAGGGAGCAACCAAAGCUGAGCAGCUUGACCCUCGCAUUCGGAUUGUCGGCGGGACAGAGUGUCCCAAAGGUGAAUGCCCCUGGCAGGUUCUGCUGGUGUACAAAGGAAAAGGUUUCUGUGGAGGAGUGAUUUAUAAACCGACGUGGAUCCUCACAGCGUCUCACUGCCUGGAGGACAUGGACGUUCAGUUCAUGCAAGUUAUCGCAGGCGAGCACAACAGGGAGGUGAGCGAGGGGACGGAGCAGCUCAUCCAGGUUUCUGAGAUGUUGAUGCAUGAGAACUAUGUGAAGCAAACCGCCGACAACGACAUCGCCCUCCUCCACCUGGCGUCGCCUGUCAUCUACACGCAGUACGCAGUCCCGGUGUGUCUGCCGACGCGCCCGCUGGCCGAGCGCGACCUCUGGGCCGUCAGCCUGCACACAGUUAGCGGCUGGGGGAGGAGGGGCGAGAACGGGCCCACAUCGUGCACCCUGCGGCGACUGAAAGUCCCACGGAUCCGAACACAGCAAUGCGUGAAGGACAGCGGCGUGGUGCUCACUGAGAACAUGUUCUGCGCCGGAUACAUUGAGGGUCGGCAGGACUCGUGUAAAGGCGACAGCGGCGGCCCUCUGGUGACGGAGUACAAGAACACGGUUUUCCUGCUGGGGAUCGUCAGCUGGGGGAAAGGCUGCGCCCGACCUGGCAACUACGGCAUCUACACCCGAGUGUCCAACUACCUGCAGUGGAUCCACAACCGGACGUCGGCGCCGGAGCUGCCGGCGAACAUCACCGAGGCUUCGAUUCACAACCUGACCACCUGAGA